AUGCGCAGUAGUGAAAAGCAACGAUCCUCGGGACGGGGUCGGCAUGAGCGCAAUGACACCGAAAACUACGGGUACAGCGAUGGGCAUGCACAUGAACAUCAACACGCUUCGUUGGAUGAACAGCAAGAGAUAUAUGCAGCCGCGAGCUAUUCGACACUAAAUCAGCAUGGCCUGCCGCUCCAUGACAAUGAUGGCGUCCGCUACUACCCCGGGGAUGAUUCACGCACGCCUCGGAAUCAUCAAGAUGAUCUGAAUCUGGGCCUCGAAAACCUCUCUGUGACGGAUGACCCCGCGCCGAUGGAUCCGACGUUUCAGCUGCCUAUACGUGGUGACUACAACGAAGAGAUCGACCCAGAAUACACCUUGGGCAGGGGAGACGGCGUAUUGAAUGUUGCUGGGGAGGACUCGGACCAUGAACCUCAGGUUCAUUUUCCGUACUCUUCCAUUCAACCCGAGAAUUACGAAGAGACACAGGAUGAUGUCUAUCAAGCAGACCUCGAGACUGCAAUGAGAAAUAGCAGGGCAGAUCAUUACAGUUCACCGAAUACUGAUGGAGCAUCAACCUCUGCAGCGCCACUUUAUUUCGACGAAUAUAAGAUAGUCCGCUCAUCUAACUUCCAGCUCGGAUCCGUCUUCAAAGUCAACUGGUUUGAGCCUCGAGGUGGCAUUCAGAGACCCAACGAGACAUUGACCGACGGCGGGCAAGACCCUUACUUCUCGGGCAUCCGUCGCUUCAUAGUGGUCAAAGAACUCAGGGGUCAUAGUCUUUGUGUGGGUAUUUAUACGUAUGGCCUCCAAGGCUGUCUCAAAAAUGGCGUUCACCCAGAACAUCACGCCCAAGCAUUUGAUGAGAGAUAUGAGCUGCCACCACCAUUAGAAGGCGAGCCUCAACUUGGAUUCGCUCCUAUACCAAUCACGAUCUCCGAACAGGUCUCGUAUGAAACGAUUGACCCCAAAUCUCGGAUCAACAUGGCCAAACUCCACACCAUAAAUCACAACGUUCCUGUGUCAUUCAUAGGACUUGUCGCUCCGGACUACCACCAAUAUCUGCGUCAAUGCAUCAACACGGUCUUUGGCAGGCAGGAUGUGCCAGCUCGGCACCACCACGGCAGCGGAGGGAAGGGCAAGGGCAAGGGCAAAGAUCGGAAACGCUGA
Messenger RNA from Microdochium trichocladiopsis, 1155 nucleotides. RefSeq lists its product as uncharacterized. Bases 1 to 1155 code for a protein of 384 amino acids. NCBI's taxonomy places the organism in Eukaryota, Fungi, Ascomycota, Sordariomycetes, Xylariales, Microdochiaceae. The record is from RefSeq and is a predicted model, not a curated record. The transcript has 7 exons.